Messenger RNA from Antrostomus carolinensis (chuck-will's-widow), 2895 nucleotides. RefSeq names its product toll-like receptor 13. Gene Ontology annotation, biological process: toll-like receptor signaling pathway; inflammatory response. Gene Ontology annotation, molecular function: signaling receptor activity; protein binding. The annotation marks the transcript as partial. The transcript has 2 exons. Gene Ontology annotation, cellular component: plasma membrane. The record is from RefSeq and is a predicted model, not a curated record. Lineage: Eukaryota; Metazoa; Chordata; Aves; Caprimulgiformes; Caprimulgidae.
CUGGUGUUACUGGUGUUACUGGUGUCCCUGUACUGGGGGGUCCCGGGGGUCUCCACUUAUGGAUUCCGCAAUUGUAUCCAAUCCCCUUGGAACCCCCAAAUUUUUCGCUGUGUCCAACGUUUCCUGGAUUCGGUGCCGGCGGCGGUCGAAGAUCUACCAGAAAUCACCACAUCCCUCAACUUAUCUCACAACCUUCUCCGGCGGUUGUCCCCCUCCUCCUUCUCCAACCUCCCCCUCCUCAAGACCCUCGACUUGACCUACAACCACUUGGUCAUGGUCAUGAGGAGAAGUUUCACCGGGUUAAAUUCAUUAAUUCAUUUAGAUUUAGCUCAUAACCGGUUGGUUGAGUUGGUUGAAGGUUCUUUCCAUGGGUUGACCAACUUGACGUGGUUACGGUUGGAUCAUAACCCAUUGGUCAACUUGGCUCCUAAUGUCUUCCAACCGUUGGUCAACCUCUCUUGGUUGUCUCUUCGUGGUGGUCGGUUGGUUACCAUCACGCCGGUAACCGUGGCGAUCGGGGGUUUACCGCGCUUACGGCAUCUGGAUCUUUGCGGUAACAACUUGUCGGCGUUGGGACCUGGAGGAACGUUACCACCCAAGCUCUUCACCCUACGGUUGUGUAACAACUCGUUGGAAGAGUUGGCCAACGUGAGUCAAGGCUUUGUAGCCAAUUUAAGGACUCUUGAUCUUUCUUAUAACAACAUCUCAUCACCGACGGCGUUGGCUCAACUCAACCUACGUCAUCUCAAACAUCUCCAGUUGGCUGGGAACCCCUUAGAUGUCUUCCAACUCUUGGAGAUAUCAGAUCUACCAGCCAAGAGUUUGGAUUUCACUGGGUUAGCGUUGAGUUUUGGUGGUGGAAGUGGUGGAAUCGGUGAAGUUUGUCGUCGUUUAAAAGUGGAGAAGUUACAUCGGUUGAAUUUACGCCGUAACGGUCUCAAGAUGUUACCGGAUGGUGCUUUGGUUGAUUGUCCAUCCAUUGAGAUGUUGGAUUUAACCGGGAAUCGUUUGAGAUGGUUGAGAUGUAUUGGGAGUUUAUUAGGAGAAAGACAACGUUUGGAGUUGAAGAUCUUGGUGGUCGAACACAACUUACUCCGUCGUCCCCCAACUUGUCACCGGUUCAAUCCGGUUUUACCUCAAUUACUCAACAUCUCGCUCCGGUUUAACCGCAUCUUGACGGUAGGACCACGAGCUUUCGCCCACACGCCUGGUUUGAAGACCUUGAGGUUGGAUGUCAACGGCUUGGCCAGGUUGGAUCGUGAAGCUUUGGUGGAUCUAAGAGACUUGGAGGUGUUAAGGUUGGAUAAUAAUUUAUUGACCGAUCUCUACCCAGGUUCCUUCAGCCAAUUAAAUCGAUUAAUUACCCUCAACCUUCGUAACAACCGCGUGGCCGUUCUCUUCCCAGGUGCCUUCACCGGGUUGAAGAGUCUCCAGACGUUGGAUUUGGGUGGGAAUAAUUUGAGAUACCUACAAGGAGAAGCUUUGAAAGGAUUGGCAAGAUUAAAACAUCUUUAUUUAGAUCGGAAUCGAUUACAAGAGAUCAACGAUGAGUCCUUCCACCACGUUCAAUCAACCUUGGGCGUCUUGGAUCUCCGAGCCAACUCGUUGCGUUAUCUCAGCCGACGACCUCGUCGAUGUCCACCUUUCCAUCAUCUCCAUGGUCUUUAUGACUUAAAACUUCAAGCUCAACAACCUUAUGGAUUAAAAGUGAUCCCUCAAGGGUUUUUUCAAGGUUUAAGGUCUCUCCGUUCUCUUUAUCUCUCCCAAAAUGGUCUCACCACCAUCCCGGCCGACGUCUUCGAUGACUUGGUGGAGUUGAGAUACUUGACGUUGGCCGAUAACGGUGGUGGGAUGGGGAAUCUCCCAGCCGGGGUCUUCAAGAACUUGAUGAAACUAAAGAGUUUGGAUUUGGAAAAUGUUGGGUUGAGAAGUUUAAAGGGGGAAGUUUUGGGGAAUUUGAGUCGUUUGGAAUGGUUACAGUUGGCCAAAAAUGAGUUGAGGACGGUGGAGAGAAGGUUGGGUGAAGAUCUACCAAGUUUGAGGUAUUUAGAUCUUCGGAAAUGUCCCCUGAGUUGUUCUUGUGAGAAUUCUUGGUUGCCAGGUUGGUUGGAUCGAGCGCCGAUGCAAGUGGUUUAUCUCUACAACUAUAGUUGUGGUGAUGCUGGUGGCUCAACAACUUACCUCCAUGACUUUGACACCAGAGUUUGUUUCUUGGACGUGGGUUUUUACCUCUUCACCAUCACGACGCCGUUGGCGUUGACCUUGUUGACGUUGCCCUUGUUGCAUCACCGAGGUUCAUGGUGGUUGAAGUAUCGUUGGUUCCUCUUGAGAGCUUGGCUCAAAGCGGGUCGAAGACGAGAAGAAGGUCAAUACAUCUACGAUGGGUUCCUCUCUUAUAACUCAGCCGAUGAGAGAUGGGUACUGGGUAAACUGGUGCCUGAACUGGAACAAACUGGAGUGAAACUUUGCGUCCAUCAAAGAGAUUUCCAAGCGGGAAGGAGUUUGGUGGAUAAUAUCGUGGAAGGGAUUGAGAAGAGCAGGAAAACCCUUUGCGUGGUGAGUGGGAAUUAUCUGAGGAGCGAAUGGUGUCGCUUUGAGAUCCACGUGGCCACCGAGAGACUUUUCCGGGAAUUCCGAGAUGUUUUGGUUUUAAUUUAUUUGGAAAAAAUUCCGGAAAGUCAAUUGGAAAUUUAUCAUGGGAUGGGGAGGGUCUUACGGCAAAGGAACCAUCUCCGGUGGCCACAAGAACCGGCGGCGCAAAGACUCUUCUGGGCUAAGCUGGAGAGGGCGCUGAGGAGCGGGGAGGAAGAGGAAGAGGAAGUGGAGAAGGAAGUGGAACAAGAGGAGGAAGAGGAGGAGGAAGAGGAAGGAGGCUACAGGAUUAAGAUGCCGUAG